Penicillium hordei is the source of this 849-nucleotide messenger RNA. RefSeq lists its product as uncharacterized. The record is from RefSeq and is a predicted model, not a curated record. Bases 1 to 849 code for a protein of 282 amino acids. Gene Ontology annotation, molecular function: metallopeptidase activity. Lineage: Eukaryota; Fungi; Ascomycota; Eurotiomycetes; Eurotiales; Aspergillaceae. The transcript has a single exon.
AUGAUCAUCGACAAAAGAGAAAUAUGGGCAGCAGAUUCCGAUGGAAAGGUUAGAAUCAGUAUCGGAUUCUUAGAAAAAGGACAUCGAUGGCGGCGCGACGAAGUCAAAGAUAUCGCUCGAGAAUGGGAAGAUGCCUGUCCCUGCAUUUCCUUCAAAUGGACCAGUGACAUUGACAAUUGCGAUGUGCGUAUCAGCUUCAAUGGCAAUAUAAGUUGUUCCGAGAUCGGAACCAGUGCAAGCGACGAUUCUGAUGGUGAUCAUCCGACAAUGUCGCUUGGCUAUACAUCGGAUUACGCCUCGAGGAAGCGCCAUAUUUUACACGAGUUCGGCCAUAUGCUCGGUGCUGAGCAUGAACACUGCUCUCCGGAAUUCCCAUGGGAAUUCCAGAAAAAAGAGGUGAUAAAAUCCUCUGAAAGAGAUGUUCGAAGCAAACAUUCAUCUUGGUCACCUACGAAAGUAAAAAACGAAGCAAAGGCUUGGGCUCAGAACAACGUGUUCAAGAAAUUGGAUGCGAAAUAUCUUAUAUGCUCGGAUUUUGAUGAUAAAUCCAUUAUGUUGUAUCCAAUGAAGGCGGAUUGGUUGAAGGAUAAUCCAGACGAUCCCCUACCAGAAGACUUAGAAGAGAACUAUCACCUUUCACACGACGACCGAAAGUACAUGAGAAAAGCCUACAACUGUCGGGUUUCACGUCCAGAUUCGGCAGACCCUCGGCCACAACCACUCCCUCAACCGGCACCAUACAUUCAACCGGGACCAGUUCCCUAUCCAGGUGGCGGCGUGUUCGGUGGAAUGCCGGACUGGUGGCAGGCCAGGUGGGGUGGACCAUACGGUGGACCAAAGGUGAAUUGA